Messenger RNA from Schistosoma guineensis, 3746 nucleotides. Lineage: Eukaryota; Metazoa; Platyhelminthes; Trematoda; Strigeidida; Schistosomatidae. The record is from the annotation of a GenBank genome assembly.
UUUGGGGAUUUAUUUACCGCUACACUACAUUUCCAUUUCCCUCUAUUGACUGUAAGAGAUUCCCUUGUCAAAUUAUCACUUUGAAUUUAUUUUUCUACAAUAAAAUGGAUACUCCUGAGUUGACUGAAUAUGAAUCUGCACCAAGUAUUCGUGUCCAUAAACGUGAGACAAAGCACAGAAUAUUUGUCAACCGGAGCUUGCAGCUAGACAAAAUAAAGUUUUUCGGAUUCGAUAUGGACUACACUCUAGCACAGUAUAAAUCACCACAAUAUGAAGAGCUUGCAUUUAAUAUUAUAAAAAACCGGCUGAUAAAACUUGGCUAUCCUCCGAAAACUUCUGAUUUUGUUUAUGAUCCCUCGUUCCCGCUGAGAGGCCUAUGGUUUGAUCGGCUUUAUGGUACUCUGUUAAAAAUGGAUCAGUUUGGCAAUAUUCUUUCAUGUUUACGUGGAUUUAAUUUUAUCCAAAGGGAAGAACUUCGAUCAAUGUAUCCAAAUAAGUUUGUGAAGUACGACGAGAAACGAAUUGAAAUAAUGAACACUUUGUUCAGUCUUCCAGAAACCUACAUACUCUCAUGUAUAAUCCAUAUGUUCGUCAACGAUCCUGAUUAUAUAAAAGUUGAGCAUGGUGUCAAAAAAGGAUCUCUGUAUAUGUCAUACGCUUCAAUUUAUGAAGAUGUAAGAACCGCUUGUGAUUGGAUGCAUAGAGGAGAACUAAAACAACGUACUUUGGCAAAUAUUAGUGAAUAUGUCGAAAGAGAUCCACGUUUAUGUACUUUGUUAGAUCGGCUACGAGUGAAUGGUGCAAAAGUGUUUUUGUUAACGAACAGUGACUUUGAAUACUCUCAUGCAAUUAUGAGCUUCAUUUUGGGAGGUCCAAGACCUGAUGGUACAAUUCGUAAAUGGACAAGUUAUUUUGAUUACAUUGUAACUGACGCAAGAAAACCAGCAUUCUUUCAGGAAGGAACAAUUUUAAGAGUUGUUUGUCAAGAUACUGGGCAGCCCAGUAUUGGUCAUCAUAUGGGUCCUUUAGAAACUGGUCAAAUAUAUUCCGGAGGAUCAUGUGAAGUUUUUUCUAAUCUAAUUGGUGCUCGUGGUAAAGAUGUUUUAUAUGUUGGUGAUCAUGUUUAUGGUGAUAUAUUAAAAUCGAAAAAAACUGUCGGUUGGAGAACAUAUUUAAUUAUACCAGAAUUAGCAAAUGAAAUUUAUGUAUGGAAAAAAAAGAAAUCAUUAUUUGAUGAAUUACAAAAAAUUGAUAAUAAUUUAGAAACAAUCUAUCGUGAUUUGAAUAUCUCAUCGAAUAUAAGACCGGAUGUUGGAGAUUUACAGAGAAAAAUUCGGGCUGUGGCUCAACGAAUGGAAGAAUCUUAUGGUGCAUUGGGAAGUAUUUUCCGAAACGGUUCUCGUCAUACAUUCUUCUCAUCUCAAGUAUUACGUUAUGCCGAUUUAUAUUCUUUCUCUUGUAUUAAUCUGAUCUAUUAUCCUUUAUGUUAUAUGUUUCGUGCACCAGCUAUGCUUAUGCCUCAUGAAUCAACUGUAUCUCAUGGUGAUUCACCAAAAGAUAGUUUUUCCGAUUUAGAUGCUUUACCGUGUGGAAUUCGUCGACGUACUAAAAAUGAAAUCACUCCAUUAUCAACAGACAUAAAUGGUCUUAACUCUACUUUGGAGAGUUCACUUUAUUGUAAAAGUAAUAAUAAUACUAUUUGUGAAUCUGAUGAAGAACAGGAUGAUUCACUUGAUUCCGAUUAAAGUUAUUGAACUUCACCAAAUUUUUCUCUCUCUCACAAUUAGUUCUAUUAUUCUUAUCAAUGUAAACACGCUUAAGGAAUAAAGAAAAUAAUAAUAAAAGAAAAUUAAAAUAGAGAAAAUUGAAAAGAAAAAAAAGUACGUGUACACACACACACACACCUACAUACAUACACAUACGCAUACACGCUCAAACAAAUAAACAAACAUAAUCGCUUAUUAUAUAAAUAUAAAUAUGUUAAUUAAAACUUACUACCUACAUUGCCUGAUCAUUGUUAAUGUCUAUUCCAUUUAGUCAAUAUACACAUACACUUUUUAUUGUAUUUCUAGUCCGAUUCAAUAUGAUAAUUAGUAGAAUGAAUAUGAUAAUUAAAGCAAAUGAUUUUUGCGUUGUUUGUUUUUUUAUUAUUUAAUUAUUUAUUUAUUAUUUUUAUUGAUCAUUGAACAAUUGAAAUCCUGUGGGUUAUUUUAAAAAAAAAUCUAAUAACAAUGAAUUCACUGUUGAUUUAAUCAUUCAAUGGAAAUUAUUUUUAAUUCAAAUCAUCUUGAUGAUUGAUUGGUGACGACGCCUUACUUACUUAUUUACACCUGUUACUCCUGGUGAAGGAGCAUAGGCCGCUCACCAGCAUUCUCCACGCCUACAUUCUUAUAAUUAACCAUUUGAUUUCAUUAUCAUGAUUAUUAAUUAGUAUGAUUGUUUUGUCACUAAGUGAUGAUAAGAAUGUUUUACCUCCAAAAAAAAUGAUUAUUUUCUCUUUAUCCAUCUAUCUAUCUAUCUUCAUCCGUCAUUAUUAUUUGCCGAUGAAGAAAUAUAUCAAAAAAGAAAAGGAAAAAAAAGUAAUCCGAUAGGAUGGGAAAAUUUGGUGACUUUAUUUCAAAUAUAUAUCUAUAUAUAAGAAAUGAUUAGCUAUUUGGUGCUUUACAUAAUUGAUCUCAUUGUUUUAAAUCAUCAUUCAACUCAAUAUAUCAUAUGUACUACAUAUAUAUAUAAACGAAUUAUCUUUCACUGCUGCUUUCUGUUUUAUGACUAGAUAUGAUUGUUUCUUAUUUCAUUGAAUAUUUACAAUCAGAUAAUUUAUAUGGAUGAACUGCUGAAUUUAUUUAAUUAUUUUUUUCGCAAACAUUUUAAUUGUUGUUAUGUAAUUUCUUUCUUUUGUUUUUCUUCUUCUUCUUCAAAAAAAAAAAUCAUUUGGAUAUUUUGUCUAAUUGCUCAGUGUUACUAAUUAUCCACCCUCCUCAUAUGUGUUGGAUGAUAGGUGGGUGGGGGGUUGCUGAUUUCUCGCUUUUUAUAUUGAGUUGUAGUGUAAGUAGAAAUACACAUGUUGUUGUGUUUAGCAAUCAAUUGUGUACUUUAAGUUGGUUUUUCUUAUUGAUAUAUAUAUAUGUUAUCUAUCUGUUUACAUUCAUUAAUAUUUGUACUGGUAUAUAUAUUCUUUAGUGUGAUCAACAUUUCUUCCAUUUUCACUUACUAUAGUUAUCGCUUAUUUCUGUCUCUCUCUCUCUGACCCACUCACUUGUUAGCAGGAAUCAUUACAUGAGCUGUUUAUUCUUUUGCUUUUCUUCCCUCUUCCUGUUUCCUCGUCAUGUUUUGUUCUUAUUCUUCCUCAUUAUUUUUUGUUUGUUUUGUUUCUGUUCUCUAAUGAUAAAAUUUAUUUUUGAAUCAUUUGACUAUUUUGUUUUUGUAUUCCAUAGUAAUGGAAUAUCUUCAGAAUAAUUUCUAAUCCUUUAUAUGUCCCUCAUCUUUACAACCAAUAUUAAUAUCGUUCAGAAAAUAGGAAGCAUGAACUACAAUGUGUCAAUAUAUGGUGUAGAUCACAAAGUGAAUACUAACACAAAUACAAAUGUAAGCGUAUGAAUUAAUAAGAGAGCGAAUGAGUCAUUGAUCUAUAUUAGUAACUAACUAUUCAAGUUAACAAGAUGAAUAUGUAUGAGUAGACUGUAACAUGUGAUCAAGCCUACAUGCUCAUAGAAGCAUGAUAUUGAUACCAUAAUAUACAAAUUGUU